Molecule: messenger RNA, 1726 nt
Organism: Cryptomeria japonica (Japanese cedar)
Lineage: Eukaryota; Viridiplantae; Streptophyta; Pinopsida; Cupressales; Cupressaceae
Exons: 8
Coding region: 652-1335 (227 amino acids)
Biological process (GO): protein phosphorylation
Cellular component (GO): nucleus; cytosol; EKC/KEOPS complex
Molecular function (GO): ATP binding; protein serine/threonine kinase activity
Source: RefSeq, a predicted model, not a curated record
GGUUGUAGUAGAGAUUUUCUCUAAAGAAUUGAAUCCCACAUGCUAAUGCUUCAUAAAUAGACUUGCAUUUGUAAAAAUGAUUAUAAAAUAGUCCUUUGCACAAAGAUUGAAGCUCAAAUUUUCCUUUAGUCUUCCAAAUUUUUUGGUCCAAAAAUAAAGUAACUUACUUACCGAGAAACUAAUCACAGAACCUUAUCUCACUAUAAUCGCCGAACUUUGCACAAGAUUCUGGGAGAAAGAUUGUAUGGAACUGUAUUCAUGCCUUCCGAGCUCUACGGAAUGCACUGGAAGGUCUCUGGAUUGAAUCUGCAUCUUUCCAGUUUGGAAACUUGCGCAACCUUGGAAAAUUCUUAUGAUAAGGCGUAGAGACAGUCGUUCCUUUAUCUUCUGAUUAUCUUGCUCAUCGAGUGUUUUUUUCCUCUGCUAUAUAAUGAUUCAGCUGAAUCCUUUUAAGUACACAAUUUCCAACAAGAGGAAGUGAAAAAAACUAGGUUGUUACUGUGAAGGCAUAUAUCCCACAGAAGACAAAGCCUGUGGAGUUUCAGUAACCAGGAAUAUUUGAUUCUAAUGCUUGUGAAAUUGGUGUCCAUCCAAUAAUCAAAAUCAAGGUAACCUGUAUUAUAUUGAGCAAAAUUUGCACACAAAUUAGUCAUGGAGAUGCAGUGCAAGGAUGGACCAGCGCCAUUGGGAAAACUGUUCAAGCAGGGUGCAGAGGGUAGAAUAUUUGAGAGUUUAUUUAUGGGAAGAAGGGCCAUUAUUAAGGAGCGUUUCUCAAAGAAGUAUAGGCAUCCUAUUUUGGAUUCAAAGUUGACCCUAAAACGUCUUUAUGGGGAAGCACGAUGCAUGACCAAGGCUAGAAGGCUUGGAGUGGCAACUCCCACUCUUUUUGCCCUGGAUUCUGAGAUGCAUACACUGACAUUUGAGUAUAUAGAUGGCCCUUCUGUCAAAGAGGUGCUUUUGCAAGCAGGGUCACUUCCUGGUUAUGGGGAACAAAUAGAGGACAUUGCUGUGCAGAUAGGUAGAGCUGUUGGACAGUUACAUGAUGGAGGCUUGGUGCAUGGCGAUCUAACCACAUCAAAUAUGAUAAUUCAUGGUGAUUCCAAACAGUUGGUCUUGAUUGAUUUCGGUCUUAGUUUCACCUCUACAUUGCCAGAAGAUAAGGCUGUGGAUUUAUAUGUACUUGAGAGAGCAUUGUUGUCAAUGCAUUCUUCUAAUGGGAAUGUUAUGGAAAGAGUACUUGCUUCUUACAGAAAAUCAUCAAAACAAUGGUCUGCUACCCUUAACAAGCUAGCUCAAGUUCGUUUGCGUGGUAGAAAGCGAACAAUGGUGGGCUGACAAUCACGAAGCAUUAUAAAUGCUAUCUAACUGUAAAUGCAUUAUAAAUGAUAUCUAACUGUAAAUUUGUUAGUGAUAUGAUUGUUUGCCAAUGUUCAAGAAACGUCUAGUCUGAUUCCAGGCUUUACAUCUUCUUAUUAAAAAUAAGCUUUUGUUAUUAAAUAUCGCGGCAUUCAACAUUACCUCACCGAUUAUGCAGAGCUUUUCUAUUAACAAAAGCUAACCAUUCUUGAACUCACAAUUGGGAAAAGUUAUAUUGUUAAGAUUUUCUAAAUGUUGUGUGCCUUGUAUUUUGAUAUCUCUGUACAUCUUCUGUAGAGUUCAAACAUUAUUUCAUCUAUAGGGAUAGACAACAAUAAGAGUGGAACUGCUACUUGAAAAAUUAGAUUCA